This is a messenger RNA of Owenia fusiformis, 3774 nucleotides long. NCBI's taxonomy places the organism in Eukaryota, Metazoa, Annelida, Polychaeta, Sabellida, Oweniidae. The record is from the annotation of a GenBank genome assembly.
GGCACAACAGUGCUUUAGGUUUCAACAUUAGCUCAUGUGGUGGUAUUUGUCAACAGUACAACAGGCACUUCACACACGAAUAACAAUUUAGAUCAAUUUUAACUGUGAUAGAAAAUACUGAACUUUGACUAGCUGUUCAUUUGGAUAUCAUUAAACAGUAGAACAACUAUUGGUUUUAAAUUCUUCAUAUCUGAAGUUCUCUAAAGUGGUUAAACCAUUUGAGGAAGAUCUAUGAUUAGCUUUAAAACAAUAAACAUCAAUGGAGUAUGGUUAAAACUUGAGGAACAAAGUGGUAAAAUCAGUGCAGUUCUUUCAGAGAUGGAUUAACAGCUGACAAGUUAGUCGCAAUAUCCAAGUGACAGAAUGAAGAAUAUAUUACUAUGGAUAUCUAUAGAAGUGUUUAUACUUCAGGUGACAAUAGCUGUAAAAGAGGAGAGUCAACCUAUUAUGAUUGAACAGUGGGGGCCAAUCCAAACAGAAUGCUCCAUCUUUGGUUGCAGUUGUAACUUUGAAGCACCAGAAACAAGGGUGUCCUGCUGGUCAAGCAAUAUCACAAGCAUUCCUGAUGAUCUGCCACAUAAUACUACUCAAUUGUCGAUGACAGGUACAGGUCUGGAGAACAUAUCUGCGUACGCUUUUGCGCGAUAUAGUCAGCUGAACACCAUAACUAUCAAAGAUAAUCACCACCUUGCAACUAUAGAGGGAAACGCAUUUGGAAGUCUACCACUUUUAAAAGUCAUAAUAAUCAGAGAAUGCAAGAAGCUGGAAUAUAUACAGCCAGGUGUGCUCGGUGAAUUCAACAGCUUACAGACUUUGAGUAUUACAAAGAGUGGCCUCAGGGAGGUGCCAGACUUCUCCAAGUUUAACAUCAGUAAAUCCACCAUGAUUGAAAUCAAUCUUGGGGAAAAUAAGAUCACGAGAGUGAACCAGGGAGCAUUUGCCAAAGUACACAGUCAUCAGUUAUAUCUUGUGAUGAAUCCCAUCACGGUGGUGGAGGAUUAUGCCUUCAUGGAUGCUGAGAUCUUGAAUCUAUAUCUGAGGAAAUGUAAACAAUUAACAGAGAUCCAGCCUGAUGCCUUCAGUGGCAGCAAGAAACUCAAGAAAUUGGACCUGUCAUCCACUGCGAUCAAUGUGCUACCAACAGCCGGUCUGACAGACUUGAAUGAGAUCAUACUUGAGGAGGUUGCAACGUUACGCAAGCUUCCUCCAGCCUUGAAGUUCCCAAGUAUACAGAAAGCAAAGGUACAUUACAAACACCACUGCUGUGCUUUCUGGAACCCUGACAAACAAGAACCUGCAGAAUGGAAGAUCUUUGUGCAAAAGGUGCAGGAAGAUUGUAAGAGUAGCUUGGGCCCACCCACCCCUACUCAAGCUAUGAUCACACGUUAUAGUAAUGAACUCAAAUCACUUCAAGGAUACCAUACCACAGUGAAGCGAGGGGCUAAAAGAAGAGCAAGGCCAAAGCGCUUCUUCUCCCAAAGAAUCCUGGACUUUGGACCCAGCAAAUCUAUUUUUAAUGAUAAUAGCAGUAUUGGGGAUAUAGGCAUAGAAGCUAAUUUUGGCAGCUUUGGGGGUCCUAGUACAAGUGAGAAAAGCAAUAUAAGCGGUGAUAUGGAUGGAGGUGGUGGUUUUGGUCAUUUUGGCCCUGGAGACAGUGAUGGAGACAGUGAAUCUGAUUCCUAUAAGCAGCUAGCUGAUAGGUGGGGAACUCCAAUACCUGAAAAUGUUACUCAUAAAUCAACACACUUGUGCGGUGACCCUGUUAAGAUAUUCCAUGAAAUGGAAUGCAGCCCAGAACCUGAUGAUUUCAACCCAUGUGAAGAUGUGAUGGGUUUCGUGUGGCUCAGGGUUUUUGUGUGGAUUAUUGCCUUGGCAGCAGUCAUUGGCAACAUUGUGGUAUUUAGUGUUACCCUAGCUACACUGUUCAACAAGCAGAAAUUGACAGUCUCAAAAUUCUUGAUGUGUAACUUAGCAUUUGCUGAUAUUGUGCUGGGGAUUUAUUUGUUGAUUCUAGCCUCAGUUGAUGCAAUGACCCUUGGGGAGUACUUCAACUUUGCCAUCCAGUGGCAAUAUGAGGGAGGUUGCCAGGUUGCUGGCUUUCUUACUAUUUUUGCAAGUCAGUUGUCCAUUUACACGUUAACUGUCAUGACGAUAGAGCGCUGGUACGCUAUUAAACACGCCAUUCACCUCACUAAACGUAUACGACUCCGUCAAGCCACCUUGAUUAUGUCAUUUGGCUGGCUGUUUGCUAUUUUCAUGGCAAUGCUACCUUUAGUGAACAUUAGCAGUUACAGUCAAACGAGCACGUGUCUCCCCUUUCGUAUUGAAAAUGGAGGGGAUCUUGCAUAUGUCAUGUCCCUUCUGGUUAUGAAUGCAUUAGCCUUUAUCACCAUCAGCUUUUGUUAUAUCAACAUCUUCAUUCAAGUGAGGUCCAAUCAAGAUGGGACCAAUCGCAACAAUGAUGCCACCAUUGCUAAACGUAUGUCCAUUCUCAUAUUCACAGACUUUGCAUGUUUCGCUCCAAUCGCAUUCUUUGCUAUAACUGCAGCGCUGGGAUCUCCUCUUAUUAACGUCACCAAAUCAAAGGUACUUUUGGUGUUCUUUUAUCCCUUAAAUAGCUGUGCCAACCCUUUCCUGUACGCAAUAUUUACCAAACAGUUCAGAAAGGAUUUCUUUAAUAUUUUAAACAGACGAGGCUUGUGCCAGAAGUACACCCUCAAAUACCGAUCAGAGUAUUAUAGUAGAGGAGAUUCAAUUAGUGAAGCACAGAAUCGUCGACUUGCAGUGCAUAUGAAUAAUCGAAACCAAUCAGAGGGCUCAGUGAAAACAUGCUACACUGAUUGCCGUUCAACAGACAAUUCUUUAAACUCACAAAAGGGAAUUCUGCCACAUAUUUCACCAAAGACACCUUAUAACAAAUCAUUAAAUACAUCACCCAAAUCAGCAGUCAAGGUGGCUGCCCCAUCUUUAUCCAAUGGAACUACUGGCCACCAAAAUGGUGGUGUUGUGAAGGACAGGAAACUGAGUGUGGUUCCUGAGACUAGUCAAAAUUCUCAAGAAUAUGAUCAGGAAGACACAAGUGCUAAUAUAUGUUCAAAAUCUGAGCAGGACACAUUGCUGCAGAAAACUUAUACUAACCAUAAUAUAACCUCAAAUAAAGAUGUAACCUCAAAUAACGAUGUGACCUCAAAUAAUGUAACCUCACAUUACUCCUUUGAUUCAAAUGCCCCAUCUAUUCCCAAUCAUCGCAAAGAUAGUGGUAUUACUAAUGUAAGCUCGUCAGCAAGUAACUCAACAGCGAUUACAAAUCUUACUGAUAUAUGUAAUGCUGGUCUCAUGGGAAAAGACAUCAACCUUGGUGAAUCUGUCAUUCCUGAAACAGAUGAGGACAGACUUACAUCUAGUAAUGAAGACAUGUUUUUGGAGACACCUUUUGGAAGAUCUGUCUCAGAAGUUAUGAACAUUGAACAGUAUAAACUAAAAGCUACUCCGCGUAAAUGCAAUCGUGAAAGUGGGUUUCACUCAACCAGUUCUGAAUCUAGUUCUACCUCAUUACAUGAUAUUGACCAAUCAGAUCCACUGAUAAACAACUUUGACCAAUCAAAUUCAAUGAUAGAUGAUCGUAAGCAAAGUUUAGAAAGUGGCUUUGUAUCCCCCUAUGCCACCAGCCAGCAUAAUAAGCUCAUGUGUAAUUUCCAACCAGAAGAGGAAAUCUGGCAGCUAAGGGAAAUUGACCUGGUUAACUUGGACACUCUAAAUGAAACACAGUGCUAG